GCCAGGUGUCUUUGAACUGUAUUCACUCCACAUACUUUCCCUCUCAAAUAUAAAUUUGAAUAUCUUUUUCAAAUUCCAAGCAAAACCCUAAAGAUUCAGCAAAGGAAAACAAAUCCCAAAUGAAGAUUUCCCAAAAAAUCUUCAUAAAUCAAUAUUAAUAGUAGUAACUUCAAUCACGCUCCUCCAAGCCAUGGAUUUGGACGAACUGGAACCCGCCUUUGGAUCCUGCUUACCACCCGCCCUAGUAUCUUUAACCCCAUUUUCUUACUCAGUUUCCCCCUCUCCACGCCGGCUUUCCAGCUGUUUUAUGCAGCCGAAUGUGCCCGUUAAAGCCAGAAGGCAGCUUGCUUGGGUGUCCCUCCAGGAUCGGCUCGUUGGAGCCGAGGAAGCCAGCUCUGCUAAGACCGUUGAUAAAAAUGGUGUAUUGAGUCCUAAAGAAGCUGUGGCUUGGGAGCUGUUUAGCCCCAUUCAAAGGGUUUUGCUUGUGGCUGUUGUUGCGGUUGCGGCUACGAAUUCGAAGAAAAAUAAACAGAUUUUGAAGCUGAAAAAAUCUGUAGAACUCAGGGACCAGGUGCUCUUAAGCAUGCAACAGAAGCUGGAUACUUUAUGUGAGCAAGUGAAUCAUUUCAAGGAUCAGCCUGACGUUCUGGUACCAAGCAACACCAUGGUCGGCGAAAGUGUCAACUAUGGUUGUAAGCUCUGUGAACAACCCAAGCAUCAAUUUUUGGUUGAUUCAGUGGAAAAAGGAUUGAAUGAGGAUGAGGUGUUCAAGUAUAAAAUCCCACUUGUGAAAGAGGCUGAACCAGAAGAGCGUCGCAUGUCUGACUGGUCGGAUUGCGCUCCUAGUGUCACUUCUUCUGUUGAUAUCCAGUUGGAUACUUUAGCAGUUGAACAAGAACUCUGUAACUUGAGAAAGGAUUGUGAAGAGAAGGAUGCCACCAUAAAGGAAUUGUCCACUUUUCUUCAGUCAUCUGAAGUAUAUAGUUCAAAGAGGAUCUCAGAGUUGGAAGACAUCAUCCGUAGAAAGAAUAUGAUUAUAAACAAGCUUCGGAAGGACAUGUUGAUUCUAGAACAGAAGGUGGUUAGUCUCACAAGGCUUCAAAGACCUUCGUUCUUUGCUCCAAGUUCAAAUACGAAGCAACUUCCUGUAAUGGCUGAUAAUGUCCUUUAUGACAUGGACAGCACGACUAGCCCUUCAUCUUCGGAUUCAGACACUUCUUCUAGGAACAAAGUGCAAUCUCCUGCAGUCAGAAGUGCAGAAAUCUCAGUUUAUAAUAGUGAGAAAGCUUCAACGAGAGCCCAGAAACAAGAACAGGCUAAGAUCGGCACUAGUAUAGUGAGAAGAACAGCACAACAGCAUCUGAGGUCUGGUUCAACGAGUCCUUUAAAGGAGAAAUCACUGAAUCAAACGCCUAAUACAAUUCCUACUUUGAAACCAAAGCAUGCAUCAUCUGUCAGUGGAGAAAAUCGAAACAGGAGACGACCUCUGGUCAGAUCUAAUGAAGUAGCUGCACAUAAAAGAUGGUUUUAGUUAUGAAGAAAAUUUCGACAUGCAGAACGUGUGUACAGAGAAAGUGCUUAAAAAUGAAAUUCCAGUACCUCAUCAAGUUGUUGCAAGGACUCAUUUGGUGUUGUUUUAUCACAAAAAAUGCAGAGAAACUGUGGCAGCUGGUUUUCUUCUAAAUUGCAUUGAAGAAUGCAAUAUUAGUAGUUCAUAUGUUCUUGUAGAAUGUAAUAGAACUUAAUAUAAAUGAUUUGGAAGUAGUAUAUUUCGAGUAG
Molecule: messenger RNA, 1779 nt
Organism: Olea europaea var. sylvestris
Lineage: Eukaryota; Viridiplantae; Streptophyta; Magnoliopsida; Lamiales; Oleaceae
Exons: 7
Coding region: 191-1531 (446 amino acids)
Source: RefSeq, a predicted model, not a curated record